AAGAAUAGUGCUCAAAAACGUAACACGGAGGAACCUAACAGAAGAUCACCGAUUGAGUGAGAAAAUGACAGCUUCAUCACCAAAACAGUUAUUAAAAGCUCACCGUUAAUUAGGUAUCCAGCUUUUGCCGACUCCAGCCAUGUCUUGUCGUGACAUUCACGCCACCAAUGCGUUCGCCUUUGUCAUUGCGAUGCUGUCGGUGGGCGGUUUGACUGUCGCUACACUCAUUCCUCAGUGGAGAACCAUGCGCCUGCUUACCUUCAACCGCAAUGCCAAAAAUGUGACCGUAUACGAUGGCUUGUGGACCAAGUGUGUGCAGCGGGAUGGCUCUUCGGGCUGCUAUUACUUUGACUCAGACUGGUACACAAAAGUGGACCAGUUGGACCUCAGACUGCUGCAAUUCUGUUUACCUACUGGUCUGCUGUUUUCCAGCUUGGCUCUUCUGCUCUGUCUCACUGGCAUGUGUAAAACUGCUUGCUGCUCCAAAACCCCUGACGACAUCAAGAACUCUCGCUGCUUGGUCAACAGCUCAGGCUGCCAUCUAGUAGCUGGGAUGCUUCUGUUUCUAGGUGGAGCAAUCGCCAUGCCACCCUCCGUCUGGUUCCUCUUCCACACCCGUCACCUUAAUGAGCGCUACGAUCAUUUAUUUGCUGUUGAGUUUGGGGUGUAUGUGGCCAUCGGCAGUGCUGGUGGUCUAAUCCUGGCUGCUUUGCUGAUGUUUAUGUGGUAUUGUAUGUGUAAAAAACUACCUUCGCCUUUCUGGCUGCCUCUUCCUGAAGUGCCCACGAUGACCCACAGCCUCUCUGCGCAGCCUCUCAUGACCAACGGAUUGCCUACUCCGGUGACAUACGCACCCCAGAGCUUCCCUCCAGCCGUUCUGGACGCCCCUGCUUUUGUCCCAAUGCAGGGUUACCCUCAGCCUGCACCCACACAGCCUAUGCCGCCCCACGUCUACAUGCCACAGAUGUCUGUGCCGGACGGUUAUGGCUCAGAAGUCGGAGCCUCGCAGGUUUAUAGUUAUGCCCCCUCUCAAAGCUACGCUCCUUCUCAGGGAUAUGCUCCAUCACAAAGCUACGCCCCAUCACAGAGGUACGCCGGACACCGAUAUUCGACACGCUCCCGAACGUCAGGCAUUGAGAUUGACAUUCCUGUCCUCACAGAUUGACAUUGAGAUUGGCUGUCUAAGGAUAUUUCAAAUCAAAAAGGUCAUAUUUAGAUAUUAGAGAACAACUCUGAUGGUAAAUUUGAAGCCAUGUACAUGGUUAAAUAGAAAGAAAAGCCUUUAUUUGGUUGAUGUCGCAUCUAAUUCCUACCACUAAAAUGGCCAGAACAAUCGGAAAAGUGAUUUGAGCAGAUAGAAAGGUGACAUUAUAUCAAAUACCCUCUUAUUACAAUUAAAGCCUGCAGAAAUGCAACACUGAACACUUUAAACCUUGAAGCAGAUGAGCUACAGCAGCAGAAGAAGAGCACACUGAUGACACUCCAGUCUGCUAAGAAAACUGAGGAUACAAUUGACAAACUCAACAAAACUAGAUAACAGAAGGUUGCCUGAUCUGAUAAAUCUUAGGCCUAAUCCCAGUUCUACCUCUUAACCCUUUCACUUUCUCCUACGCCUUCAAUCAAAAGAGAAUCAGUAAGCGAAAGUGCCAUAUAUAUCAAAUCAAAAAGGUCCUAAUUAGAAACAAAUAAACAACUCGGAUGGUAAAUUUGAAGACAUGUAAAUGGUUAAAUGAAACAUAAGACUUUAUUCAGUUGAUGUCACUGAUGCCUCUUAAUUAUUAGCACUGAAAUUGGCCAAAAAAUAGGAAAAAAACUUGCAAAAAGUGAUUUGAGCAGAUAGAAAGGUGAUCUCUCAAAUAACCUCUUAUUACAACUGAAGUCUGCACAAGAGCAACUUUGAACACAUCAAACCUUGAAGCAGGGGAGCAACAGCAGCAGAAGAGCACACUGGUGACACUCCAGUCUGCUAAGAAAACUGAGACUCCAAUUUACUUGAGCUCAACAAAACUAGAUAACAGAAGAUUGUAAGAAGGUCUUAGACCCAAUCCCAGUUCUACCUCUUAAGCUUUACACUUACUGAUUCUCUUUUGCUUGAAGCCGUAGGAGUAAGCGAAAGUGCCACAUAUAUUAAAUCAAAAAGGUCAUAAUUGCAAAUUAGAGAACAACUCUGAUGGUAAAUUUGAAGUCAUGUAAAUGGCUAAAUAGAAAGAUCAGCCUUUUUCAAUUGGUAUCGCUUCUUAUACUUAGCUCAAAAUGGGCAGAAAAAUAGGAAAAGUGAUUUGAGCAGAUAGAAAGGUGACAUUAUCUCAAAUAACCUCUUAUUACAACUAAAGCCUGCAGAAGAGCAACACUGAACACUUCAAACCUUGAAGCAGAUGAGCUACAGCAGCAGAAGAAGAGCACACUGAUGACACUCCAGUCUGCUAAGAAAUUGAGAUGCCAAUAGACAUGAGCUCAACAAAACUAGAUAACAGAAGAUUCUAAGAAGGUUGCCUGUUCUGAUAAGUCUUAGGCCUAAUCCCAGUUCUACCUCUUAACCCUUCCACUUGCUGAUUCUCUUUAGCUUGGAGGCAUAGGAGUAAGUGGAAUUGUCAUAAAUAUAAAACCUAAAAGUUCAUGAUUAGAAACUAGAGAACGACUCUGAUGGUAAAUUUGAAGUCAUGUAAAUGGUUAAACUGAAAGAUAAGCCUAUAUUCAGGUGACGUAACUGAUGCCUUAUAAUUCUUAGCACUAAAAUGGCAAAAAAGGGAAAAUGGUCAUGAAAGCAAUAACACUAGCAGACGUUGUGCAUUACCCUUUAUAAUAGUUUCUUUCAUGAAACACAAGCAAAACAAAGUUGUGGUUAUAAAUUCACUGAGUAUGUAAAAGUGACAGGUUUACGUAUCAUUUCACUUCAUUCAUCCUCAUGUUUUGUGUUGUUACUCUGCUUUUAAAUGUCAGUAGAAACACUGAAUAUUAAGUUGAUUUUAAGCACUAUUCUAAUCUUUACGUGAAUAUUUCUGCUAAUAUCUAAAUGUGAUUUAUUCAAUAUUAGAAACUGAUGUAACCAACACUGACUGCUGAAACUGUAGUACUCUCAGUGCCAUGAAGUUCAAUGUUUCCUUUUUGAUGCUUAGGUAAUAUGUUGGAUUAUUGCUCUAAUAUCGUGUUUCAUGGGAUUCAUGCAGAUGUUACAUAUCUAUAUUUGAAGGACUAAUGAGUUUUUUUGGUUGUUGUUUAUUUUAUUAAUGAAUUUUGUCUAUCUUUAAUUUCUGUUGUUGGUUUUUAAAACUGUCAAAAUUAGUUUAUAUAUAUAUAUAUAUAUAUAUAUAUAUAUAUACACACACAUUGAAUCAUCUCUGCCUGAUGCCUUUGUGCAGCUUAACCCUUGUUAUCAGAACUGUUCUUCCACUUAUUAAUUUUAUGCUUUAUAAUGAGCCUUACAUCAACAAGCCAUUAACUAAACACUGUGCUGCAUUCCACUCUUUUCUUAUAAAUGUAAAUGUUUUUUUAUUGUUGUUCUUGUGUUUUAAAGGUGUCACCAGCGUAGUCAUCAUUGUGCAACUCAGCAUUUGAAUAAUGAAUGCUCUAUUAAUGUGUUUGUUUACUGUUACAGUCACUUGUUUCAUAGCUGAACUGAGGAGAAAGGCACUAAUGUUUUAAACUUGAUCUUCGCCUAUUGAAUAUUGCACAGCUCUAUUUCAGUUUGCCUGUCUCUGCAAAGCUCAGCAGCAUAAUGUUAAUCUUACUCGCUGUGUAGUCUACUAAUGUCUUAAUGUUUUUUUUUAUUAAAGUGCAGUUUAUUGAAUGAAA
Danio aesculapii is the source of this 3792-nucleotide messenger RNA. RefSeq names its product claudin 12 (gene cldn12). Gene Ontology annotation, cellular component: plasma membrane. The record is from RefSeq and is a predicted model, not a curated record. The transcript is spliced from 3 exons. Lineage: Eukaryota; Metazoa; Chordata; Actinopteri; Cypriniformes; Danionidae. Bases 140 to 1165 code for a protein of 341 amino acids.